Heterobilharzia americana is the source of this 746-nucleotide messenger RNA. The record is from the annotation of a GenBank genome assembly. Lineage: Eukaryota; Metazoa; Platyhelminthes; Trematoda; Strigeidida; Schistosomatidae.
AUGUCUCAUUAUCAAAUAUGUUGGAAAUACACAUGUAGACCUAACAAUGUUGUCAAUUUGGACUUCAAUGGAAUUAUUAUAAGAGUAGAAUUCACUCACUAUGGUGGUGCAUUAUUCCACAUUAUUAAUAGCAUGACUUCAACAAGCUGUCAUCCUCGACUUGGUUAUGAAUGUGCCAAGAUAAUGUCUAAUCACUACCCAGAGCGAUUAGGAUUAGCAAUAUGUAUACGUCCUGGACCAGCCUUCAAAGUAGCUUGGCAAGCAAUUAAACCAUUUUUACCGCAGACGACAGUGUCAAAAGUUUGCCUAAUUAAAAGUAAAUCACAAAUAUGCUCAACAUUUGAACAAUAUUUCUCACCGGAAAUGUGUACAUGGCUAUUGGAUGAAGUGAAAUUCAACCGAACUAUUCAGACAUCAAGUACAUAUCGUCCAUUCUGGUUACCGCCAAAAGAUUCCAAGGAUAAACAUGACCCUAGAGGUGAUCAGGUUUACACACGUGAUUGGCUCAUACUGAAUCAUCCAUCUGGGCACUUACCACAUCCAAAUAUUGUUGAUCAUAUGCUUGGUAGUUUAAAUUCGAAUAAUUAUGAAAUAAAAUUAUACAGUGAUGAGUCACCAGAAAGAGAAUUCGGUGAUUUCGAUGAACAAGAAAACGAUGCUGAUGACGAAGAAGAAGCUAAAAGGCUUGCUACGAAGUUACCUAAAGAAUUUAUGAUUCCUGAAGAUGCAGAAAAGUUAACAUAAAC